AUGACUGAUUCCAAUAAAUUUCACCAAGCUCUUGUUGUCUCCAACAUCAAGAACCAUAUCUCCAUCACCCUGGAGAUGAAAAACGUCCAAUAUGCAACGUGGACAGAACUGUUCAAGAUUCACACACAUUCUCACAAGGUCCUCCACCACAACGCCCCAACGGAGAAAGGCAAGGAGAAAGUGAUUAAAACCAAUGAAGAAAAGGAACUGUGGUUGACCCUUGAUGUUGUGGAAUUGUUUGAUCAACUCAAGAAUGUAGGCACACCUGUGUCAAACAACCAUCUUGUUCUUCAAAUGAUGGUCAACCUCACCAAGGCUUACAAUGGGGUUGCCACACUCAUUCGCCAAAGCGAUCCUCUUCCAUCAUUCUAUCAAGCCCGCUUUAUGCUCACCUUAGAAGAAGUUGGUCUCGCGACGAAGGUUGCAACCCGUGGGGGUGCCACCAUGGUGGCUCACGACAUUGAUGACUCACAUUCCCUCUCCAAAAAAUCCCAUCAAAAUCGGAAUACUCAUGGUGGUAAAAAUGGUCAAAACGGCAACAACAGUGAUAAAAACAAUGGUGGCAAUUGCAGUGGCAUCCAGAGCAACAGCGGCCAUAAUAGUGGCUAG
Glycine soja is the source of this 609-nucleotide messenger RNA. RefSeq lists its product as uncharacterized. Bases 1 to 609 code for a protein of 202 amino acids. NCBI's taxonomy places the organism in Eukaryota, Viridiplantae, Streptophyta, Magnoliopsida, Fabales, Fabaceae. The record is from RefSeq and is a predicted model, not a curated record. The transcript has 2 exons.